UGCUAAACUGAGCGGCUCUAUAGGGUGGCCCUUUUCAGUAGAGUUCCUGUCUGGACCAUUUAUGGCUCACUGGGGGAAAUACAUCGAGGAAUGCACAGCAGAGACCAGGCUGGACUGAGAGAAACCGCAGGAGGAGCGAAAAAACUGAUCUGGGAAAAGCAAAAAGUUGGAGACUCAGAGGAGCAGGUGGAGCCCGGCAUCAGCAGCUCCAGCAAUUCAUCGUUUUUCCUCCCAACAGGUGACUCCCCCUGACGUUCAGAUGCAUUUAUCACUGGACACCAUGAGCAUGGUGGACGACAGCUGCCUCUCGCCCAGCAACUUCCACGAAAUGGGGAAAGGCGGGGGCGCCGCAGUCGGGGGCCGCGUCCACAGCAUCGAUGUCAUCCUGGGCUUCAAUAAAGACCAGGACCCCUUGCUAAGUCCUGCCGGGCCCAUGGGGCCCCAGAAGAUGGGCAUAGAUGGCCUGGGAGAUCACGUGAAGCAGCAGGAGUCCUUGUCCCACCCGUCCUACAGCGGACACCUGAGAAACAGCAGCUCACAACAGCAGCAGCAGUACCAGGAUGCUGGUUUGUACACAAACAAGAGUGACGAAGAGCUGGGUGAGCUCAGGAAAAAUGUGGAGAGCGAUGAAGGAAAGUCACCUGAGUCAUGCAAGGAUGAUCAACCCAAGAAGAAGCACAGACGCAACCGCACCACCUUCACCACCUACCAGCUGCACGAGCUGGAGCGCGCCUUCGAGAAGUCCCACUACCCAGACGUCUAUAGCAGGGAGGAGUUGGCCAUGAAGGUGAACCUCCCUGAAGUACGAGUCCAGGUCUGGUUUCAGAACCGCAGAGCUAAAUGGCGUCGGCAGGAAAAAAUGGAUGCCAGCACCAUGAAGCUUCAUGACUCCCCCAUGCUGUCCUUCAAUCGCCCGCCUCCGGUUCACACCAGCAUGGGUCAAAUAACCAACUCCCUCCCGUUGGAUCCCUGGCUGACGUCUCCCCUGUCCAGCGCCACACCCGUCCAGUGUAUCCCAGGCUUCAUGGGUCCAGCUCAGGCCCUCCAGCCCAGUUAUCCCAGCCAUGGAUUCCUCAACAGCGCCCCCCAUGCUCCUCACCCGCACGUUCACCCCCAUCCUCCGUCGGGGCAGGGGAUGCAGAGCAUGGCUCCCCCACCUUACCAGUGUCCAGCCCCGUACUCCGAUAAAUUCCCCCUGGAAGACGUGGACCAGCGCAGCUCGAGCAUUGCCGCUCUGAGAAUGAAAGCCAAGGAACACAUCCAGUCCAUGGACAAGACCUGGCAGCCCAUGUGACUAACUGACAGUCCAUGUGAGGGACAAUCCUGGCACAAAACAGACAAUGAAAACUCCUGUCAUGCCUGCUCGGCCACAAAAUGGAAGUGAGACUGAGCUGUGAAAACUGAAGAACAUUUUUGGUACUUUCUUUUCUUUUUAACUUUUUUCUCAUCUCCAAGACUUAAAAGUGAAACCAUGUGUGAGAUAACCAAUCACACUAUUGGUUAUCUCUUCUACCUGUUGAUGUUUGGUGCCUUGGGUGCAACAAAUUCAGAAAAACCAACUAUGGUCAUCAUAACUUGCACCCAAGAAACUACUGUAAUUCACUGUUUUUAAUUAAACAUGCUUUUUAAAAACUCACAGACAAAUUAAUUCUCACAUUUUAUGAACAUACU
This is a messenger RNA of Xiphophorus maculatus (southern platyfish), 1671 nucleotides long. RefSeq names its product retinal homeobox protein Rx1 (gene rx1). Gene Ontology annotation, biological process: positive regulation of transcription by RNA polymerase II. Lineage: Eukaryota; Metazoa; Chordata; Actinopteri; Cyprinodontiformes; Poeciliidae. The record is from RefSeq and is a predicted model, not a curated record. Gene Ontology annotation, molecular function: RNA polymerase II cis-regulatory region sequence-specific DNA binding; DNA-binding transcription factor activity, RNA polymerase II-specific. Bases 260 to 1294 code for a protein of 344 amino acids. The transcript is spliced from 4 exons.